AUGCCCGUCAGCAAUUUACACGAUAGAGUUGUCCUUCAGCAUCCCAAGGGAUCGACUGUCGAGGUCCUGUUCUAUGGUGCCACAGUCAUUUCAUGGAGAGCGGCAGAUAUCGGCGCUUCUGAGGUUAAGGAACGACUUUUCGUGUCCUCGAAGGCAUUCUUAGAUGGUAGCAAACCUGUCCGUGGUGGAAUACCGGUUGUCUUCCCUUGUUUCGGUGCUCCUACACAUCCAGAGCACUCAAAGCUUGGACAACACGGCUUUGCACGAAGCGAGGUGUGGUCCUUGGACUCUGUGGCAAUGGACAAUGACGCUGGCGUUUCUGUGCGACUGACCCUCGAACAAAAUCACAAAAUCACUCCUAUCUUUCCUAAGCCCUUCCAUCUCACUUAUGUCGUGACAUUGGCAGAACAUCAACUCAGCACCGAUCUCCAUGUCAAGAAUGCAUCCAGCACAGCAGGAGAUUCCCUCGAGUUCCAGGCCCUUCUCCAUAACUACAUCCGUGCCCCCGCCGAUCAAGUUCAAGUUGCUCCCCUUCAACAUUUGCAAUACUACGAUAAAACUGAGACCAGCGAUCAAGCACGAGCCUUGCCCAAAGUGGAGGCCAGAGCUGCAGUGGAUGUCAUUCGCUAUACAGAUUCGGUCUAUCAAGAUGCUCCACAAAAUUACAAGGUGGCAUGGCCGGAGGGGGGUCUCAAAAUCAGAUCGGUCAAUUUGAAAGAUGUGGUUGUUUGGAAUCCGCAGGAAGAAGGCCGAAAAAUAGCUGAUAUGGAGGAAGAUGGAUGGAAACACUACAUAUGUGUUGAGCCAGGCUUCGUGCGAGGGUUUGUGAAACUUGAAGCAGGGAAGACAUGGAUUGGACAGCAGGUUAUUUCGGUGCUAGGACCAGUCGAAUCUGCGUUGUGA
Messenger RNA from Laccaria bicolor S238N-H82, 903 nucleotides. RefSeq lists its product as uncharacterized. The coding region runs from base 1 to 903 and encodes 300 amino acids. The transcript has 4 exons. The record is from RefSeq and is a predicted model, not a curated record. Gene Ontology annotation, molecular function: carbohydrate binding; isomerase activity. NCBI's taxonomy places the organism in Eukaryota, Fungi, Basidiomycota, Agaricomycetes, Agaricales, Hydnangiaceae. Gene Ontology annotation, biological process: carbohydrate metabolic process.